Procambarus clarkii (red swamp crayfish) is the source of this 1003-nucleotide messenger RNA. RefSeq names its product protein KTI12 homolog. The record is from RefSeq and is a predicted model, not a curated record. NCBI's taxonomy places the organism in Eukaryota, Metazoa, Arthropoda, Malacostraca, Decapoda, Cambaridae. Gene Ontology annotation, biological process: tRNA wobble uridine modification.
UUGGGGAUCUUUUUCGACGGAGGUGAUACAGCAUCUCUUGGCAAAAUGCCGCUCCUCCUGCUCUCGGGUUUCCCUUCGAGUGGCAAGACCACACGAGCUCACGAAAUAAAGAGUUACUUGGAAAAUGAGAAGACCAAGACUGUCGUUAUAGUGAGCGAAGGUGAUUUGCUCGAAAAGGAAAAGAAUGAGAUCUUUAGUGAUUCAACACGAGAGAAGGACAUCCGCUGUGCUCUCAAGGCUGACGUCCUGCGGUUGUUGAACAAAGAGGAUGUGAUAAUUUUGGAUGCUGCGAAUUACAUCAAAGGCUACAGGUAUGAGCUUUAUUGUGCAUCAAAGCAAAUUAAAACCACACAGUGCUUGGUUCAUUGCUUGGCACCUAUUGAACAGGCAUGGACAUGGAACCUUGCAAGACCAGAAGCAGAGCAAUAUACACGAGAGGCAUUUGACGGACUGGUAAUGAGAUAUGAGGCACCAAACAGUAGUAACAGAUGGGAUUCUCCUAUGUUCACCGUUUUGCCAGAAGACUCCCCUCCAUGUGAAUCCAUUUAUAAUGCUUUAUACUUGUGCAAACCACCUCCACCUAACCAGUCUACACAGACUCAGCCGCUAUCAUCCACAAACUUUCUCUUUGAGCUUGAUCGUACGACACAGGAAGUGGCAGGGUGUGUUAUGUCAGCCCAAAAGACACUAGUUCCUGGAGACACCAUCAAGGUUCCUGGAGUUGGAGAAUCGGUGUGUUUUGGGCGUAAGGUAACACUGGCAGAAAUAACACGAGCCCGACGGCAGUUCAUCUCCUACACAAAGACGCAUCCUGUUGAGGACACCAGCAAGCUAAUGGCCUUGUUUGUUCGAUACCUCAACAGUACUUUAGGCUGAUAUUCAUAACACGGAAUAAGAAAAAAAAAUUAAACGCUAUUUAAUCGUACAGUAUUAAUAAAUUGGUUCUUGGAUAAAUAUUUUUAUGUAUUUACUUUCCAAUAAAUUGUACCAUGAACAAACUUAA